Molecule: messenger RNA, 1407 nt
Organism: Neohortaea acidophila
Lineage: Eukaryota; Fungi; Ascomycota; Dothideomycetes; Mycosphaerellales; Teratosphaeriaceae
Product: ASST-domain-containing protein
Exons: 1
Source: RefSeq, a predicted model, not a curated record
CGGCCGGACAUCGAUGCCCCAAAGUUCAACGUCAAGAUCUACAACCCGGAUGCCGUUGCCCCCGGCUCUUGGUUCGUCGGUCCUUAUCAAGAGCGCGUGCAGAGAGAUCCAGGUGGCGCAUGGGUUGGACCGCAUAUAUACGAUGCUCACGGCGAGCUGGUCUGGAGCGGUGUGCCUCAGUUCGGCCACUGGAACGCCUUUGAUUUCCGCGCCACGAAUAUCGGUGGCGAGCCCAUGCUGUCCUUCGUGGAUCGCCACGACAGCGGGGUGUUGCUGGACAACACCUAUGAAGAGCAGAUGAGGUUUCGUGCGUCUGCAGAAGGCGCCGAGUUCAAUAUGCACGAUUUCAACACUGUCCAAGACAGCCAGAGCGUGCUUCUUCUCGAGAGCAUUGUCAAACGCGCAGAUCGCAAUACCUCUCGGCUGAUCGGCUUCGACGGCGAAUGCAAGAUACGGUAUUAUGGAUUUGAAGAGGUCGAUGUCGUCACAAAGAAGACCACGUUCAGCUGGAGUUCCGAGGGUCACGUUGACGUGAGUGAAACUUACAACACUCGCCCAGGUGUGGAAGGGCCAUGCAACGGGGGAUAUGGAUUCGACUACAUCCACGCCAACUCGAUCGACAAAUUCCCUGAUGGCGAUUACCUACUAAACGCGCGCAAUUGCAACGCAAUGUACAAGAUAUCCAAGACCGAUGGGAGGAUCGUCUGGCGAUUUGGCGGCGCUCGUUCCGACUUCAACUUUGAUCCACGCUUCCAAGGUCAACAUCACGCACGCGUUCUCUCGCAGAACAAGACACACACCUUGAUCUCCUUCCUCGAUAAUUCCUAUCUCCCCUCCAACAUGAACCCUUUAAUCAACGACUGUUCGCGCGCUUUCGUUGUAUCCUUGCGCACCGACACUACGCCAAUGACGGCCGAGGUUGUACAGCAGUUGGACCACCCGCAUAAGGCGUAUGCCUACGGCCGAGGGAACGUCCAAACGCUCCCCAACGGCAACACUUUUGUCGGCUGGACCGACCAUUCUCUGCAUAGCGAGUACGACACCGCGGGCAAUCUCAUCCUGGAGGCGCAACUGCAAGCAGACCUAAAAUCAUACCGAUCCUACAAGUUCCCCUGGACUGGCUAUCCCGCAGACCCGCCCGACGUUCUCGCAGAAGCUCUUCACGUGGACAGUUCGGAGACAAUAAGCACCACCGUCUGGGUCAGCUGGAAUGGCGCGACAGAGGUGGAUGUGUGGAACUUUUAUCAAGUGAGGGCUGACGGGACCUGGCGGCGGCUAUUGGGAUCUGUGUACAGGCAAGGCUUCGAGACCAAGUUCGUGCACGAGGGGUUCGUUGCGCAUGUGCAGGUGGAAGCUCUUGAUCGUAAUGGGCAAAGCUUGGGAGAGUCGGAUGUCUACGAUACCCUG